Messenger RNA from Aspergillus nomiae NRRL 13137, 1104 nucleotides. Its product is annotated as elongation factor Tu. Gene Ontology annotation, cellular component: cytosol. The coding region runs from base 1 to 1104 and encodes 367 amino acids. The transcript is spliced from 2 exons. NCBI's taxonomy places the organism in Eukaryota, Fungi, Ascomycota, Eurotiomycetes, Eurotiales, Aspergillaceae. Gene Ontology annotation, molecular function: GTP binding; GTPase activity; translation elongation factor activity. The record is from RefSeq and is a predicted model, not a curated record. Gene Ontology annotation, biological process: translational elongation.
AUGUCUUCGAGUAGCAAGCCCUACUUCAACAUCAGUACCAUUGGUCAAAACGGCCAUGGUAAGACGACCCUGGCGGCCGCCAUCACCAAGACGCUGGCCACCAAGUCCAAGACACAUGGGGAGAUUAACACGCGCCGGAGAAGAAAGUCCACGGUAGACUUCCCGGGGCACGCUGACUACAUCAAGAACGUGCUCGGCGGCGCAGUGCAGAUGGACGGCGCCAUCCUGGUCGUGUCGGCAACGGAGGGCCCGAUGCCGCAGACACGCGAGCAGGUUCGACUGGCACGGCAAGCUGGCGUGGCACGCAUCGUCGUAUUUCUGAACAAGUGCGACAUGGUUAAUGACCAGCAGCUCGGCCAGGUGGAGACGAAAGUGCGCGAGCUGCUGCGCACGUACGACUUCCCGGGCAAUGACGUGCCGAUUAUCAGGGGCUCGGCGCAGCAGGCGCUGAAUGGAGUCGGGGGCGAGCUGGGCGAGCGCGCGAUCAUACGUCUAGGGGAGGCGUUGGACGCGUACAUCCCGGAGCCAGAGGGAGCGCUGUCUGAUCCGUUCUGGAUGCCGGUUGAAGAGACUUUCCCACAUUCUAGUCGUGGCAUGGUGGCCACGGGCCGUGUGGAGCGCGGCGUGAUCCGAGUCGGCGACCAAGUAGAGGUCGUGGGCGUCGGCACUACGACCGGGACAGUGUGUAUGGGCGUUGAGAUGUUCCGCAGGCCGGUAGACAUGGCGGAGGUAGGGGAGAACGUGGGUGUCCUGCUACGUGGCAUCAAGCGUGAGGACGUGGAGCGCGGUUGCGUGCUGGCCACGCCGGGCACGGCCAGGUGGUGCGCGGAUUUCAAAGCGGAAGUGUACGUGCUGAACAUGGAUGAGGGUGGCCGCGCUACACCGUUCCCCAACCACUACCAACCGCAGUUCUACUUCCGUAGGAUAGAUCUGAAAGGUUCUAUCUCGUUUCCGAGGAGUAGGGAAACGGUGAAGCCCGGUGAUAACCUGUCCAUCACGGCCAACCUGGCCGUGCCGAUUGCGAUGAGAAAAGGCCAGAACUUCAUCAUCCAUGAGGGUGGUAAGGUCCUUGGCUUCGGCAUUGUUACGUCUAUAAUCGAGUAA